AUGAAACGACAAAACACGAUCGAACUGGCGAAUAUCGGAGAGAACGGAGACUCGAUCGACGACCUCCGGGUCUGUGUUUCUGAGCCUUUCCGCCGCAAUCCGUCGCUUUCAGCAGAUUCUGAAUCACGCGGAAACGACGUCGUUCGCGAGUCAAGCAUCCACUCCCACCAAGAUGUUUCCGACGCGAUUCGAGAGGUUCUCGAGUCAGAUGACUUGUCCGAUUAUUGCCGAGGAAUCUGUAGGGCCGUCCGGUGAGUCAUUUGCACCACACUUCGAGAUAUAUUCUAUUAUCAUCCGAGGAUGAUCCAGAGAAGGUUCGGAGCACAUUGAACAAGCUUUAAGGGCAGAAUACUGUCUCACUUACUCAAAAAGUUGUGAGCAGAUCGAAGUGUGAGCGAAGAUGGCAUAGUUCAGAGAACAUCCGUGUUGCAUUUUUCAUUUCGGCACACGAUAUGUACAUGAUAUUUAUUGUGUUGUUGACCGUGGAACAGGUUCUUUGCCGGCCGCCCUUCCUCCGAUCUUUCGGCUCCUGCCAAAGGAUGCUCUGCCAGACUGCUCCGCCCGUACCUGUCUGCCACGUCAUCCUACUCGUGUACUUGAGAAUGGACUGGAGAGAGAGAGAGAGAAAGGGAAAAGGGGAAAGUAAUGGACCCCUUUUGUUCGUUUUGUGCUUUUACUCGUGCAAUAACAGGAACCGUCCGUCCGUUGACCUUUCGCGUUUAUUCAAACAAUGACCGUUCGGACAGUGGAAGCCGCGCCCUCCCGUGGUAAUUCCCAAUUCACGGCUUGCCGAUGAAUUCGCAGCAUGAGUCCUAUUUUUUGAGCCGCCCACGAGUUCGAACCGGAGCAACCCGUUCCGACGGCUGCUCCGCGAGCACACUGUCAAAUAGCGCCCGUUUUUGCUCUUCGUUUUACCGGUUCAUAUGCCAUUCCCUUUUUUAUGAUCUUUCUUUUGACGGUGAUCUUACAGUGAUUCAGUUUCACUGUUCUUCUGAUACAGGACCUACAGUAAAAUUUUUGUUCUUGACUUUGACAACAAUCCUAGAACAACUUUGGCACUCCCUUUUCCUACUUGUUAUUUUCUUUUUCAGGAGCCGAACCGGACCGUCCAUUAGGUCGGUGCCUUUCUGAAAUCCAACCUGCUGCCCGACCACCACCCCAUCCACGCCGUUUCUCCCUUUUCAGACGACCUUCAUCCCAGCAAAUCCAUCAGGAAAAGAGGUCAGCAUCCUGCGAGUUCACGACCGCGUGGCUCAAAACUUCCAACUUUGAGUGAGUUGCCAUCAGAAUCUCACUUCAUUCUGAAGAUUCUAUUGCAGUCUGCGAGAAGGGACGGAUCCAGACCAAGAAGGUCCGGAAGGAAUGGGCAUCCCGACGGUAGGUUCAAGUGCCUUCCGAUUCCAUGCGUUUCAUUUCCAGCAGGACGACUCACUGGACCAAGUUCGUUUUACCGGAGGCAUCGAACGACCGACACAGGUGAGAUGGACAUGUUUGGACGGAAAAAAACCGAAUGUUUGCUCAGCUAACGCGAAUCAAUUCGGACUUCUCGAUCGGCGAGAACGAUAGCGAGAACGGCUCGACGACGGAGGCAGAAGACAAGACGCCCGAGUCGGCGGAGAUGACGUGGAUGCGGGACAAGAAGGCGAAGUGAGUCCAACGAAACAAACAGGUCUGAAGCACUGAAAUAAAGGGGGAGACUAGCAGUUGUCUAAAUACCUUAAUUGAUGGUAUUUGGAAGGAGUGAAGAACAUGCGAAAAUGGUUUCUGUUCGAAUCCUUCUGCUACUUUGAUCAUCCCCACUCGCGUUCUUUUCUUCUGCUUUUCGUCGUAUUUACCAAAUGCCACACCUCGAUCUAUUCUCAUUCGAAACUAGACGCAAUCCAGUGAAAGCUUCCUCCGGCGGGCCCGUUCGUCCUCUCCGCUCACUGCUUCAGUCGAUCAUGAUGCGGCUGUUGUCGGUCGACGAGAACUCGGGCCCCAGUGCCAGGUGCUUCUGCCCUUCCCCUUCGCAUUCCGAUCCUCAUUGAGCCUGUUUCAGGACUUCGUUGCUCACCGCUUGCACUGUUUUUUACGCUCUUUUCCUCACAAUCUUCUCGUUGGUCCUCGAAUUGGCACAUCUUCUCAAUGACGAAGAAGCCAGGAAACUUAACAAGAAGGAUAUUGUGAGUACAUUCGCAAUCGCUUUUAGGGCAAUGGACGGGGCUUCAGAUAUUUGGGCUGUACAUGUAUGGCGGAUCGCUGGUGUUCUUCUUCUACAUGUACAUUGUUCUCCUUCUCAAUCCCAGGUGGUAUUCAACAAUGCAAUACUUGGGAGUAAGUGGACGCAACUUCAACUGCUCUCCAAUCAAAGAGCAAUUCCAGAAGCUGUUCGGAGUGUGCCUGCCUCGACCGAAAGUGAGUCCAUCCUCCGAUUCUCUAAGCUCUGCGGCGGCUACCGUCCGAAAGGUGACCCACAGCAGUCCCUCAGCCGGCAGUCUCUUCCUUCGCCUCGGUUCUGUCGUGUUCGGAGUGACUGGAGUCGUCUACUACGCAUUCCUCGUGUUCCUCUGCGAACUGGACACUAACUGCUCAGCGCUGUCCACGUCCCUUGAUAUCUGUGCCAUCUUCUUCAUUUUCAUCCAAAUGCAUUUCAUCUUCUGCAACUGGAAACUUUCGAUCACUGGUUCACACAUGGUCGCACGAAUCGGCACGAUGCAUCUGGUGGCAGCCAAUCUGUGGACGUGGAUUAGAUACGUUCUGAUGGAAGAAGGCGUCAUGGAGAAAGAGAUACGGUAGGAGACGAUUCAGUAUGAAAAGUGCUAUCUCUCUUUCAGGGAGGUGUUCAAGCAUCGGCCAUUUCCUCAUUCUCCGCCCGGAAACAGUUCAAUGGAUUCUUCCGAAACGUCCGGAGAACUAUUCGGAGACACUUCGAAGGAGGUUGAGCACGGAAAGAAAGCAAUUGAAGGGAGUUGUCAGGCAGUCGAAUGCUUUCUAGGUAUACUUAGCAGUCUUGUGUUCCAUUCAACGCGGUCUUCCAGGCAGUCUUUCCGAGAUAAUGUUCACUUCGAUCGUCGAGUACUCUCUCAUUGCGGCUGCUGUGAUGUACAUUGUCUGGAGGAAUAUAGGUACUUGUACAUUUAUAUUGGCACUUGCCAUUCCAAGAAUUAAGGACGGCAAGAUCACGGAUCGACGUACGUGAAACGGAAACAUCAAAUCCGUGUCGACUGCUCGAAGACCACGACGGGACUGUUUCUGGGUCUCGCCUUCCUGGCGGUCACUUUCACUUCAAUGGUAGUUUACUACGGAUUCACAAUGAUGCACAAGUCCCAAAAUGCUGCCUUCGUGUAUGCAUUCACUGACAUGUUCCAGGUAUUCCUCAAAAAAAAAUGCAAGUCGUAUCCUCUUGUUUCAGUACGUGCUGUCGACAAUCGGAGUGCUCACGGCAAUCUAUCAAAUGAGGGCGUUGAAGUAUUUCAACAAGAAGACUCAGCUUCAGAAUUCCGACCAAGAACUCCUCGACCAGAUACUUUUAUCGAUUGGUCUCGUAGGAGAACUCAUUUAUUCCGUUGCUGGACUCGUUGGUCUAACUGGCGAAAAACAGUGGACCAACUUCUCCUUCAUCCUUCUUUUCGUCCACAUUUUCAGAUUGAUACAGGUAAACGAGAAGCUGGUGAAGUUGAAAAUUCCGUUUUUUGUUCAGGUCGGCACUCAAACAUUCCUGCUGCACGUGGCAAGAAGUGUGCGGAUGGGGUGCGAGGAUCGGGAAGCGCAGCCGGGAAAACAAGCGAUCACGUUCCUUCUCACUGCCAAUCUCGCAAUUUUCUUCAUGAAUUUGUUUGAAAGUGAAAAGGCUGGCGUUUCUGAAAUUAUUAUAGGUUCGUGUGUUUCUCGCCAACUCGAAAUCACUCUGUCUUUUCAGAAUAUUACGGGAAACGGUCGUGGGUGUUCCUCGUCCGCAGCUUUUCGCCUCUCACGAUAUUCUACCGCUUCCACAGUUCCGUCUGUUUUGCCGAGAUUUGGAAGAACGUCUACGCCGCGAAGACACAUCCAGUCCACAUUUCUGCCACGUCAACAGUCACCCCAAUCAAUGUCUGA
Molecule: messenger RNA, 4074 nt
Organism: Caenorhabditis sp. 36 PRJEB53466
Lineage: Eukaryota; Metazoa; Nematoda; Chromadorea; Rhabditida; Rhabditidae
Source: the annotation of a GenBank genome assembly